Nymphalis io (European peacock) is the source of this 933-nucleotide messenger RNA. RefSeq lists its product as uncharacterized. The record is from RefSeq and is a predicted model, not a curated record. Lineage: Eukaryota; Metazoa; Arthropoda; Insecta; Lepidoptera; Nymphalidae. Bases 1 to 933 code for a protein of 310 amino acids. The transcript is spliced from 2 exons.
AUGGAUUCUGACGAGGAAGCACUGCUUUUGCUGCUUCUGCUCAAGCGGAGACGACGGCGGCGACGUCAAAAGAGAAAAUUUUGGGUUCAUCCAAUUUUGGAAUUAAGAGAACAACAUGGACAAUUCCAUCAUUUGUUUAUGGAACUUAGAAGUGAUGAAGAAAAAUUUUUCAACUAUUAUAGGAUGUCAGUGUCUUCGUUUGAUGAAAUGAAUAAUAUACUAAGGUCUAAAAUUAAACGUGAAGACACAAUCAUGAAGAGAAGUAUCCAAGCAGAAGAAAGACUAGCAGUAACAUUGAGGUAUUUGGCAACUGGAUGUACAUUUAUGGAUUUGCAAUAUAGUUUUAGAAUAGCAUCAACAACAAUUGGUAAGAUAGUGAGGGAUGUUUGCAGAAAUAUAUGGAUACAUAUGAAGGAUAUGUGUAUGGAACAACUAACUGAAGAUAAAUGGAAAGACAUAAUAAAUGAUUUCAAAAAUACUUCUAAGUUUCCGAACUGCCUUGGCACCGUUGACGGCAAACAUAUUAGAAUAAUACAACCCGCGCAAAGUGGAUCGUCAUAUUAUAACUAUAAAAAUUAUUUUUCGAUAAUACUUCUAGCAGUAUGUGAUAGUAAUUAUAUGUUCACUUUCGUGGAUAUAGGCUCGUAUGGUAGGCACGCUGACUCGACUAUUUUCGAAGAGAGUUGUCUAUAUAAAUUGUUACAAGAAAAAAAGUUAAAUAUACCUCCACCUUCUGCAAUAUCGCAUAAUGGACCUUUAUUACCGAAUGUGUUUAUUGGAGAUGAAGCAUUCAGCUUGCAGGAAAAUUUAAUGCGUCCAUAUGGUGGCAAGAUUUUACCAGAGAAAAAAAAAAUUUUAACUAUCGGUUAUCACGUGCUAGGCGAUAUAUUGAAUGCACGGUACAGAAAGCUAUGGUACGUUACCUCAGCUUAG